AAAAAUUUAAAAAACAUUGCAAAUCUGUUACAAUUUCACAAGUUACAACUUGAAUGUAUAAGUAAUUUUGAAUUUAGUUGUAUCUUCAAUCUUAUUGAAUGUGAUGCUUCUGGGAGGAAGUACCCAUAUGUUCAAAAAUCUGGACUGUAAACAAAGCAAAGGGCUGGCUGUUAAAACCCUGAAGAUGUGGCCUGUUUUUAAUGAUCAAUUUUGUAUUUUUGAUUCCACCUCUACGUACCUGCUAACAAUCUUCUAAGGGGCCGUUGAAGGGGUCUUUUAAUAGCUCUCUACAACCAUGUCUUGCUUUGAACCAGCUGAUCCAAGCCAUAAGGAAAUAAUCCGUCUGCUUGGGAAAAUAAACUUGAAAAACAGAGAUGAGAGAAUAAUGUAUAAACUCCUAGAUGACGGUCUUACUCAAUAUGAAUCAAAAACUGAUCCUGGUCUUAUUGAAAAUGAAGAUGAUAAACUGGAAAAAGCGGACUCAAGCAAUAUUAAAGCUGAUCAAUGUAAAUGUGCAAAUACUAUUAACAAAUCAGUAGGACUCAAAAUUGAUGAAAGAAACCAUAAAAAAUCAGAGUGUCAUGUUUAUUUUACAAUGCUAGAUGAUAUACCACCUCCUGUUUAUCAGCAAACAUUCCACCAAUGGAAAGCCAUGAUGGACUUGAAUUUCAACUUUUGGAAGAUGCGCAAAAGAAAGAUUAUCUAUCUCCAACCAUUAGAUGAUUUUCCUGAUUUCGUUAACAACUCUACAUUUAAUGUAAAUAAAAAGACAUUAAACUUUUUUGAGUUGCUUCAACUAUUUGCCAGUGUAUUUUUCGAUGGAUUUGAAGUUCAGCUACUCCCAACGCUAGACACUGUACAAAAUGACUGGAAAAUAACUCGUAGAAAUCAUAAAACGACUGGGCAAAAACAGCAACUUGUGACUGAUGUCAUUGCUUAUCUUUCUAAACAAAGACCAAAGGAUGGAUUUUGUAUGCUCGGACUAACUUGGACAGAUCUCUACCCCACCCCUGAGCUGAAUUUUGUCCUGGGGGAGGCUAGCAUGCCUGAAUAUGCAGGAGCGUUUAGCUUUGGACGGUACGAACCCAAGAGCUACAAAGAUGGAGUUCCACCACCAGAGAUUGAAAGAUUUGAUGGUUUUCUCAUCUGGAAGAUGUUAAAGGUCCUAAGCCAUGAGACUUGCCACAUAUUUGGUCAAAGACAUUGUGUCCAUUUUCAUUGCUCAAUGAAUGAGAGUACAUCGAUGGUCCAAGCGCUGAGACAACCGAUAUUCCUCUGUCCAGUCUGUCUAAGAAAACUACACAAAGUUUGUAAGUUUGAUAUAAAGACAAGAUACAAGAAGUUAUUGGACAUAUUUCAAGCAGUUAACGCCCAAUAUCCUCAUGAGUACUUGGAGAACGCUGUUCAUUGGUUGGAAGAUAUGUUAGUGGAAAUUGAAAAAGCUGAGACUGGUUAUAUGUGACAGAUGAAUGUGGAAUAUAGUGCAAUAGAUUGUGUUCAAACAUGAUCAUUGAAUAAGGAAGAUUUGAUUGAAUUUGAAACAUUACCUUUUGUGAAUUGUGUAUGAAUCUAUGGGAUUUGAAGAGAAAUUUUGAAUGGCUAAUUGUGACUGUAUUUAGUAUUUUAGCCUGAAGUCGAGAGCCAUCAAAAAUUGAAUAUAUUUUUACAGAUGUAUCUGAUAAAAAUCUGGGGUGAAUAGUUUCUAGCAAUAAUCAUGCAAGGGAAAUCAAAAAUUGAAAUCAGAUCCUUCGUGGUGGGUGGGUGGUGGAAACCCACCAAGGUAUGGGCAAUAAAUUAACAAUCCCUUCACACAUGUCUGUAAUGCA
This is a messenger RNA of Owenia fusiformis, 1826 nucleotides long. Lineage: Eukaryota; Metazoa; Annelida; Polychaeta; Sabellida; Oweniidae. The record is from the annotation of a GenBank genome assembly.